This is a messenger RNA of Medicago truncatula (barrel medic), 2500 nucleotides long. RefSeq names its product zinc finger MYM-type protein 1-like. Gene Ontology annotation, molecular function: protein dimerization activity. The record is from RefSeq and is a predicted model, not a curated record. Lineage: Eukaryota; Viridiplantae; Streptophyta; Magnoliopsida; Fabales; Fabaceae. The transcript has 2 exons. Bases 33 to 2222 code for a protein of 729 amino acids.
AUCCAAGAAAUUGGGAUUCUCUUGAGUCUAAAAUGAUUGAGUUGUUAGCUACAAAAGGCCCUGUAAGAUAUUUAAGUAUUGUGAAGGGUCCUAAAGAUAAAUCUUCUAGACGCUUUACGGCUAAUUUGUAUACUAGAACUUUAUCAAAUGGAGAGAAGUGUGAUAGAGAUUGGCUUGUUUAUUCAAAAGAGCUUGAUAGAUUAUUUUGUUUUUGUUGUAAAGUUUUUAAAAGAGGGAUUGGUAGAGGUCAAUUAGUAAAUGAGGGUUUUAGUGAUUGGUCACAUGUUUUUGUUAGACUUAAAGAGCACGAGGCAAGCUUGGAACACAUUAAGAGCAUGACUAAUUGGUAUGAGUUGCGUCAAAGGAUGAAUAGUUUUCAAACUAUUGAUAAAACAACUCAAAAAUUGAUUGAGAAAGAAAAGGAACAUUGGAAAAGUGUUUUAAAAAGAAUCAUUGCAAUAGUGAAAUUCCUUGCUAAACAUAAUUUGGCCUUCCGUGGUUCUGUAGACAAAUUGGAUGAAGAUGGCAAUGGAAACUUUUUGGGCUUAAUUGAAAUGUUAAAUGAAUUUGAUCCAUGUGUCCGAGAACAUGUUAGACGUGUUACUGUUGAUAAUCUUCAUGUUCACUAUCUUGGGCCUAAAAUCCAAAAUGAGUUAAUACUUUUGCUUGCUUCUAAAAUUAAAAAUCAAAUCAUUAAAAAAAUCAAGCAAGCAAAGUAUUUCUCAGUGAUACUUGAUUGUACUCCUGAUAUUAGUCACCAAGAACAAAUGUCUUUGAUAAUACGAUAUGUAGAUGUUUCUUCAAAUUCUGUUAGCAUUGAGGAGUCUUUUUUAGGAUUUUUGAAUGUGAAUGAUACAACUGGGCAAGGGCUUUUUGAUGUUUUACAAGAUGAAUUGAAAAAUCUUGAUCUUGACAUCUUUGAUGUGCGAGGACAAGGUUAUGAUAAUGGGUCAAAUAUGAAAGGAAAACAUCGAGGUGUACAAAAGAGGUUUUUAAAUAUAAAUCCAAGAGCCUUUUAUACUCCUUGUAGUUGCCAUAGUCUUAACUUGACAUUGUGUGAUAUGGCUAACUCAUGUGGUAAAGCUAAAGAUUUUUUUGGAGUUGUUCAACGCAUUUAUACUAUUUUUUCCAACUCUACUAAGAGAUGGACAAUUUUGAAAGAUAAUUUAAAAGGGUUGACUCCAAAAUCAUUGUCAUCCACUCGUUGGGAGAGUCAUGUAGAAAGUGUCAAAGCUAUAAGAGCAGGAAUGUCAGAUUUUAUUGAAGCUUUACUUGAAGUGUCAGAUAAGGAUGACGAUUCUAAAAUAAGAAGUGAAGCUAAAUCUUUAGCAACACAUGAACUUGGUGAUUUUGAGUUUAUAGUAUCUAUAAUUAUAUGGUUUGACAUAUUAUCUGCAAUUAAUUUGGUUAGCAAGCUCUUACAGUCAGAUGAUAUGCUUAUUGAUGUUGCUAUGUCAAAAAUAAAAGAGUUAAUUUCUUUUUUUAAGGAAUAUAGAAAAACUGGUUUUAAGAAGGCCUUGGAUGAUGCUACAGAAGUUGCCAUUGAAUUGAAUAUUGACCCGGUAUUUCCUCAAAGGCGCAUAAUUCGAAGAAAAAGGCAGUUUGAUGAGGAUUUGAAUACCCCGUCAGUUGAGCAAUCUGAAGAAGAAUCUUUUAGAGUUAAUUACUUUCUUUGCCUUGUUGAUCAAGCUAUUGUAUCUCUUAAUAAGAGAUUUGAACAAUUCCAACAAUAUGAAGCUGUUUUUGGUUUUUUGUUUACUUCUGACAAGUUAAAAUCAUUGGAUAAUGCGAUUUUGGAGUCUUGUUGUGGUAAAUUUGAACAAGCAUUGAAGCAUAAUGAGAAAUCUGAUAUUGAUGGGAGAGAACUAUAUGUGGAGUUAAGGUCACUAAAAGAUAUCUUGCCUGAAGAAAAAAUGGGACCUAUUGAGAUUUUAAGAUUUUUGAAAGGCAUGAGUUAUUUUUCUAAUACAAUUGUUGCAUAUAGAAUUUUAUUGACUAUUCCCGUGACAGUUGCCUCCGCAGAAAGAAGUUUUUCAAAGUUGAAGUUGUUGAAGUCUUACAUGCGGUCUACCAUGCUACAAGAAAGACUUAAUGGCUUAGCAAUGAUAGCAAUUGAGAAUCCUAUGUUGCGAAAUAUACAAUACGAAGAGUUGAUUGAUGAAUUUGCUUCAGUAAAUGCGCGUAGGAAGUCUCGUUUUGGUGUGAAUGAAGACUCGUUUUGAAGGGCUGCGAUUUUUUUGUAGUUGCUGUAAUUGCUUGGCUUCUGUGCUGCCAGCUUUUUGGGUUUUUUGUUGUUGUUGUGCUGCCGGCUUUGUGCGCGCAUGGCUUUUGGUGGUUUUGUGCAGGUUUCAUUUUCUGUCCUCUUGUUUUAGCCUUUUAGGCCUAUUAGAAUUAGUUCCUCUUGCUUUUGGUGUUAGGUGGGGGUUCCUCAUGUAUACGGUAGUCAUUUUCACCUAUGGGUGUACCGCAUAUAUACGGCACCUUGUAUUUAUCUUUUAAA